This is a messenger RNA of Astyanax mexicanus (Mexican tetra), 1830 nucleotides long. It is a transcript of the gene tsen54, whose product is annotated as TSEN54 tRNA splicing endonuclease subunit. Gene Ontology annotation, cellular component: tRNA-intron endonuclease complex. The coding region runs from base 48 to 1583 and encodes 511 amino acids. The transcript has 11 exons. Gene Ontology annotation, biological process: tRNA-type intron splice site recognition and cleavage. The record is from RefSeq and is a predicted model, not a curated record. Lineage: Eukaryota; Metazoa; Chordata; Actinopteri; Characiformes; Acestrorhamphidae.
UAACCCUUCCGGCACUAGGACCCAGCGCUCACAGACCAGCUGUAAACAUGGCCACGAAACAAGCUCACGCGGAAGCUGCACGCGCGGAACGCAGUGAGGAGUUAUUAAGCCCAUCAGAGCUGUUUCAUGCUCGGUCACGAAGUCAUAAGAUUCCUGUGAGAGGGCAGAAGGAGUUCUUGCCCACUGGCUCUGAGCAGCAGAAGACACACCUUCAGAAGAGUCUUCAGGAGCACUGGACUCUGGUGGCAGAGGAACGUGUGGAGAGACUUGGGAACCUUGUAAAUGCAGAAUGGAUUCCAGAGGAAAAGCUUGUGAAGCUGCAGUCACCAGCAGGGAAAUUCUGGCAGACUAUGGGCUUUUCACAUUGUGGAAAACAGUGCUUACUUCCAGAAGAGGCUCUAUACCUCAUGGAGUGUGGCAAUGUGCAGGUGUUCUACCAGGAUCUUCCCCUGUCUAUUCAGGAGGGGUAUGAACGCUUCCUUUCUCCUGAAACUGUGACUCUCCAUCAGUACCAGGUGUUUGGCCAUUUGAAGAGACUGGGAUAUGUGGUAAACAGAUUUGAUCCUAGCACAGUGCCGUCUCUGUAUGAACGACAGCUGAAUUUGCCACUUUCCCGUGACAGGCAGAAUAAGCAGCUGAAGAGGAAGCGCAGCCACAGCCCUGGCUCUAGGUCAUGUGAAAAACAAACCAGUAUACCCCAAGAGGAUACAGCUGUGGGUCCAUGUGAAGAUGUUCUGACUGGAGAGCCACACCAGACAAUCCAGUCAAAAAAAGAGCAAGACGAGCCAAUGGACUCCGGCUCACAUGUGGAUAGAGCUCCUGAAAGGAACUGGUGGACAGCUGCAUCAAGCCAAUCCAGGUCUAUGACAGGCCUGCCUGCAGCCCUACCGUGGGACUUCAGGUUAAUCUCUUUUCCUGACCUUGGCUCGUCCCGGGCAGCCCGUACCUGCCUGGCGGCUCCUGACCCCGAGUUACUCCCCGGAGCUCUGCAAGUGGGAGAGUGCAAGAUGGCCUCCUGGCUGACCAAACUAAAUCUGAAAGAAGAGAAAUUGUCCCGGCGGGAGCGAGAGAGGCAGAGGGAGAGGGAUCGGUACAAGCGCAGCGUUAAUGAUGACCGAGAGGUGCGUCGCUGCACGAACUGGGCCGAGUAUUUAGAGCUAAUGAAGAAGAGGAGGAGACAACGGUGUAAGGAAAGACCCGCCCACCUUUGGGAAAAGGAUGUAACACCUCUCAGUCAGCCUGGACUGUGCACUUCACACCGUGAACUGCUGGAGGAGGUCAGCAUUAUCCAGUCUUCUCAUUUGCUGGAAGAAGCGUCCAAGUUACCUCAGUUAGACCAGUGGAGGAUCAUUUUCAAUGUUUACCAGCCUGACACAGUGGCUGACUUCAAGAAGAGUCACCCUGGAAAUCCCUAUACUCGCAUGUGUGUUUGCAGCUUUGACGGUCCAGUGCCUGACCUGCGUGUUAUGAAGCAGCUGUCGUUCCAGAGCGCAGACAUCCCUGUAACAUUUGCAGUUGUGGACCAUGGAGAUAUCUCCUUCUACUGCUUCAAGGAGUUUAAGCUGCCCAGUGAUUUCUACUGAGGACUCUUGAUCAUCCAAUAAGAGACACAUACUGGCUGCACAACAUUACUUAUUUUCAGUGAUCGAAACUCACUGAUUUGGUUUUAUUGGAGCUUAAUUGCAAUAAUUAGCUAAUUUGGUUACGGUGCCAUGACACAGAUCUUCAAGCUGGAAUUAUGCGACUUACCCAGUGUUUCAGCAUCAACAGCAGCAUUUAUGCUUAUCAGUGAAUCACAGCUGGUUAAGUGAUUAAAACUUUGAACUCAAA